ACAAUUGAACUAUUAUUACAGAUUUCUUAAAAAAUAUUUUAUCAUGGAAAUUAUUCAAAGUUGUAGCACAUUUAAAUUUCAACGCUUAUAUGGUGAAUUCAAUAUUUCCUGUCACUGAUACUGCAAGUAGAAGAACACCUGAUCAUUUUAAUAUCAAAAUAUAUAUUACUAAUUCUGUAUCGGAUGUAGUAAUGAGUUAUGCAGCAAGUUUGUUUCUCUAUAUUUUAGUAGAAAGACCGUUCAAACUUUUAAUUAAUCAGAUAUUUAUUUCAAAACCAAAAGUAAUUCAAAGGUAUCGUCUUAACAUGAGGAAAAUGAAUUAUAUUUAUCCUUUUGCCGUAACACACAACAAAACACUAAAAGGAGGGGGUACCGAGGUGUGUAGUGUGUACAAAGAUGAUGAUGAGUCUACUCAUCUUGGUAUUCACGCACGUUUGAUCAUACAGCAGUUACCGUGCUCGGCUUACACUCCGGAUUAGAUGUGGGUGUCAAAGGCCGUUGUUAUAGGAAGAGAACAAGGGUAACACCCAAGCACGUAGCCAGAAAAUGUUUAUUGGAGGAGCCAACAAUUUUUGGGCCCUUGUAUCAUUUUCCAUAAUUUGUUUCCCAUUAAAAGCUUGUGGGGGAGGGGCUCCCUCCACUCCUCCUUAGACAGUAUCCUAUUCUAUGAAUCUUACAAGUUCAAAAUUUGUGUUUAUUUUUAAAAAAUUGGUGGAUUAAUCCAAAAGUUACAUGAUCUUCUAUUUCCUUAUUAAUAUCCUGAUUAAGAUAAAGAAUGAAAAAGGGAUUAUUAAAAAAUAUUAUUUCUCAUAAAAAAAAUUGUGCUGAUCCAUACAUUUUUCAAAAAUUUAUAUCAUUAUAAGGUUAAAAAUGUAAAAUACAAAAUCGAGAAUUUUUACACAAAAAUAGCAUUCGGUAACCAUUUUCACCGUGAAGACAAAAUAAAGUCCGACAUUUUUUUAAAUAAAAUAUUAUAUUACAUUAGCUUUAAUUUAAGAUAUAGAUAAAAGUGUCAGACUCUCCGGAACAUUUUAAAAUGUUAAGUUGAAAUAGUUAAUUUUUUGUGAAAAAGUUGUCAUUUUAAAUCCCCGCUGUUGG
Messenger RNA from Daktulosphaira vitifoliae (grape phylloxera), 1098 nucleotides. RefSeq lists its product as uncharacterized. Lineage: Eukaryota; Metazoa; Arthropoda; Insecta; Hemiptera; Phylloxeridae. Bases 90 to 479 code for a protein of 129 amino acids. The transcript is spliced from 3 exons. The record is from RefSeq and is a predicted model, not a curated record.